Messenger RNA from Rhinopithecus roxellana (golden snub-nosed monkey), 1411 nucleotides. RefSeq names its product transcription factor Dp-1-like. Gene Ontology annotation, cellular component: nucleus; transcription regulator complex. Gene Ontology annotation, molecular function: DNA-binding transcription factor activity, RNA polymerase II-specific; RNA polymerase II transcription regulatory region sequence-specific DNA binding. The coding region runs from base 551 to 1270 and encodes 239 amino acids. Gene Ontology annotation, biological process: regulation of transcription by RNA polymerase II; regulation of cell cycle. The record is from RefSeq and is a predicted model, not a curated record. The transcript has 8 exons. Lineage: Eukaryota; Metazoa; Chordata; Mammalia; Primates; Cercopithecidae.
GGGGUGCGGGCGGGACCCCCGGCCACCCCAUGCCGUGCCCCGGCCGCGUGUAGGCGCCGCGCGGCCCCGACCCGCGGUCUCCCGCGCCCUCCCGCGCCCCGCGCGCUCCUGUGCCUCGGGGACCCCGCGCGCUUGGCGCUGGUGGGGGCUCCCCAGGUGACCGCGGGGCGGGGGUCCCGGGCUUGGCCCUCCCGGCCGACAGCAGCGCCCGCGCCCCGCGCCGGAGGUGGGGCCGGGGCCAGGGUCGGACGGAGCGCGCAGGGCGGGGGAGGGGAGGCCGCCCCACGGCGGCCCGCGGGGACCCGGUUCCGGCGCGCGCGGGAGGCGCCUCGUGCGGAGGCGGCCCGAGGCCUAGUGACAGGCGCGCGGCGCGGACCCCGGAAGCCCACCUGUCAGAGUUACCGGUCAGCCGGGCGGGCGCCGCCGGGGUCUGGGGUGGACGCCGCGAGCCUGCACGUUGCGCCGGGACCCUGGGGCUGCGCCCAGAAAAAUCAUUUUUCUUCUCUGGGAAGGUGAACAUUUGUAGCAUUUAUUUCCCGGAUCUGGUAACAUGGCAAAAGAUGCCGGUCUAAUUGAAGCCAACGGAGAACUCAAGGUCUUCAUAGACCAGAACCUCAGUCCCGGAAAAGGCGUGGUGUCCCUCGUGGCCGUUCACCCCUCCGCUGUCAACCCGCUCGGGAAGCAGCUCUUGCCAAAAACCUUUGGACAGUCCAAUGUCAACAUUGCCCAGCAAGUGGUAAUUGGUACGCCUCAGAGACCGGCAGCGUCAAACACCCUGGUGGUAGGAAGCCCACACACCCCCAGCACUCACUUUGCCUCUCAGAACCAGCCUUCCGACUCCUCACCUUGGUCUGCCGGGAAGCGCAACAGGAAAGGAGAGAAGAAUGGCAAGGGCCUGCGGCAUUUCUCCAUGAAGGUCUGCGAGAAGGUGCAGAGGAAAGGGACCACUUCCUACAACGAAGUGGCGGACGAGCUGGUCGCGGAGUUCAGUGCUGCCGACAACCACAUUUUACCAAACGAGUCAGCUUAUGACCAGAAGAACAUAAGACGGCGCGUCUACGAUGCCUUAAACGUGCUGAUGGCCAUGAACAUCAUCUCCAAGGAGAAGAAGGAGAUCAAGUGGAUUGGUCUGCCCACCAACUCUGCUCAGGAGUGUCAGAACUUAGAGGUGGAAAGACAGAGGAGACUUGAAAGAAUAAAACAGAAACAGUCUCAACUUCAAGAACUUAUUCUACAGGUAAGAGAAUACGUAUCUUUGGAGGCAGGGUAAUUUUUAUUUUACUAAUUUCGUUUUAUAACAGCAACAUACUGCCUUGGGUUACGCUCCUGUGUGGCAAAUCAAAUGACUGCUUUAAGAUUCUGAGUGUGAGUUAAUCUCAUAGGUGUUGAAUGUGGGCCGUGUUCCCAGAGC